This is a messenger RNA of Solanum lycopersicum (tomato), 2483 nucleotides long. Its product is annotated as probable E3 ubiquitin-protein ligase ARI2. Gene Ontology annotation, biological process: ubiquitin-dependent protein catabolic process; positive regulation of proteasomal ubiquitin-dependent protein catabolic process; protein polyubiquitination. The record is from RefSeq and is a predicted model, not a curated record. Gene Ontology annotation, cellular component: ubiquitin ligase complex; cytoplasm. NCBI's taxonomy places the organism in Eukaryota, Viridiplantae, Streptophyta, Magnoliopsida, Solanales, Solanaceae. Gene Ontology annotation, molecular function: ubiquitin protein ligase activity; ubiquitin conjugating enzyme binding; zinc ion binding.
AAUCACUCUGUUUUUUUCUCUUUAGGAAACUAAUAACAGUAAAAAAAAAAAUUUAUCUCUUUUUUGGAGGGGUUACUUGCUUUCCCCUCCAAAAAAAUCAAUAUUGGUGACGAAUUAAAAAAAGAGAAUGUGCAGAAUCCCAUUCUAAUUUUUUUUUUCUAAGUUUCCAUUUUUGUGCAACUUUGAGGUAUUUUGAUUUUUUGGGUUGUCAUAAAUAUGGAUGACAUAUAUGGCAGUGAUGAAGACUACUAUAAUGGAGAAUACGAGGAUGAUUAUGAUCGUGACCCGGAACCCGAAUCUGAUGAUGAUUUAUCUUGUGGCAAAGCUCCUUCAUGCAGGGUAAUAAAGAAAGAAUCCCUUUUAGCAGCACAGAAAGAAGAUCUACAGAGAGUAGUAGACUUGCUUUCUCUGAAAGAACAUCAUGCACGAACGUUGCUUAUUCAUUAUCAAUGGGAUGUCGAUAAGGUCUUUGCAAUUUUUGUUGAAAGAGGGAAAGAAAGAUUGUUUGUAGAAGCUGGUAUAACACUAGAGGAGAAAAAUGAGAAUCCUUCCUCCGACCCCUCAACCGAAUAUACAUGUGAAAUUUGCUUUGAGGAUUUCCCUGAUGAGCAAACGACGUUGAUGGAAUGCAAUCAUAGGUUUUGCAAUGAUUGUUGGACAGAGUAUUUCGUAGUAAAGAUAAAUGAUGGUAAGAGUAGACGUGUAACAUGCAUGGCUCAGAAAUGCAAAGCGAUAUGUGAUGAAGGAAAGAUUAGGGAUUUAGUCACUGCAAAGGAUCCUAAUUUGGCAGAGAAGUUUGAUCGUUUUAUCCUAGAAUCAUAUAUCGAGGAUAAUAAGAGGGUUAAAUGGUGCCCUAGUGUUCCUCAUUGUGGAAAUGCAAUUCGUGUUGAGGAUGACGAGUACUGUGAGGUUGAAUGUGCAUGUGGUCAGCAAUUCUGUUUUAACUGCUUGUGCGAACUGCACUCACCUUGUUCGUGUGUUAUGUGGGACCUUUGGCUUAAGAAGUGCGACGAUGAAGCUCCCACUGUCAAUUGGUUAUCAGAGAAAACUAAGCAUUGUCCAAAAUGUCAUAAAAUUGUGGAGAAGGAUGGAGGAUGCAACCUGGUACAGUGUAUAUGUGGACAGCCAUUUUGUUGGCUCUGUGGUGAAGCUACUGGAUUUGAACACACAUGGAAUAGUAUAGCAGGUCACACUUGUGGCAGAUACAAAGAAAAUCAUUUGAAAAGUGAGGAGGAUUCUGUAGAGGACUAUUGGCGUCUUACUCACUAUUAUAGUCGUUAUAAGGCUCAUAUUGGUUCGUUGAAGAUUGAAGCAUCUGAAUCGAAGCAAAAAAUACUUGAUAAAGUCCAUAGCCUUGAAUCAAAGGAGUUCCAGUUAAAAGAUUUCAGCUGGGCAAUGAGUGGAUUUUAUAGACUCGCCUUAUCAAGGCGAGUUCUCGCCUGUUCCUAUCCAUUUGCAUACUACUAUUUUGGAGCUCUGUUUGCAAAUGAAAUAACAAAAGAAGAACGCGAAAUAAAACAGAACCUCUUUGAGGAUCAACAGCAGCAACUUGAAACAAAUAUCGAAAGGCUUUCAAUGUUCUUGGAAGAGCCAUUUGGUAGCUAUGCUGAAGAUAAGCUUGUUGAGACAAGAAUGAAGAUUAUUACUCUCUCCACAGUAACUGAUGACCUCUGCAAAAACUUGUACGAGUGCAUUGACAACGAUUUGCUAGUUCCUUUACAACAAGCAACUCAUACAAUAGUUCGUUAUAGAUCCAAUGGUGUGGAAAAAGCAUCAGAACUAUAGGUAGGUACAGAUAUACUAUGUAAUGCUUCUUUACUAUUGAGCGCGACUGCAGGUUGCAUUGAACGUUGAUCAUUUGGAUCGCGUUGUUCUGGCUUGAUGCUUCUUCCAACUUGUUGUUUAAACACUAUCAAUCAAUUCAAUUGUAUUCUUCUAAGAUUUUAGUUUACUUAGGUUGUACAAUAAGUUUUUGUCAAUCUUUGACCAUAACUACAUAAUUUGAACUUGAUUUGGUGGGGUGUGCCAGGCCUGGGCUGUAGUGCAACGCCCAGGCGACGCAUGAAGACCCAAGUAGCAAGCUACUUUAAUAGAUCUUCCCCCUUAAAAAAUUGAGUUAAUAUCGUGUGGAUCAAUGAUCCACAUAUCAGAUAUUAAACUGAUAAGAACAGAUACUACACUUGAUCUUAGCCAAAAGGCCGAGAAAGGUAUGCUUUAGUUCAUAGAUGGGUUUUUCGUUUUAAGGCUCCUCUCAGCUGUUGACUUAUUUGUUUGUUUCGAUGUGGGAAAUAUGAGAAUACUGCAAUGGUUCCUACAAGAAAGAUGGUAGAGGUAGAGUAGAUUUUAAUCAACUAUGCAAAAUGUGGAAUAGAUUUUGCACCAAUACUUUCAAAUGAGUUGAAAACUUAAAUUAGGAUUUAGGAGUAGAAUAACAUGUAAUAUUUCUUGAGUUAAUAGUACAAAAAAGAUAUUGGUUUUGGUUU